Molecule: messenger RNA, 2887 nt
Organism: Mauremys reevesii (Reeves's turtle)
Lineage: Eukaryota; Metazoa; Chordata; Testudines; Geoemydidae
Exons: 2
Coding region: 404-1006 (200 amino acids)
Source: RefSeq, a predicted model, not a curated record
GGCUCAUACUAGAGCAGGCAGAAAGGGGGAGCCCAAAAGAUGCUGAACCCUGCUCUUCCUCCACAAAACAUGGUUUCCACUUGAGCUCAUGAAGGCCCUUAAAUCUGAAAGAAAACUGCUUCUUUGACUCAGGGGAAACAGGAAGUGUCCUAUUCCCAACCAUGAGAAACAGAGCUGAGAAGUUCCCAGGAAUGAGAAAGCUAUAGACUAGAAAUCCUGAAGAAAGUCUACUACAGUCUUCCUAGAAGACUCUGCUGCUGGUUUAAGAACCUUUGUCUGUUUUGUUUUUUCCUUAAAUGUAAUUACCUGCAGCUAAAGGAGCCUGUGGAUGGGCAAAGGUGAAGGCUUAAGAGGCAAGCAAGCCAAACAGGGUAGGAAGUAACUCUGAGGGAAGAAGGAGUAUAUGGCUACUAAAUUAGUUAGGGUAUUGAGGCUGGAGUCUGUAGCGGAGAAAGGUAGUGAUUUUCCUUCAUCUCAGCUGGGCCUCGUACAGAGUGAGUCAACACCCUUACAGACAAGGGGUGGAGGAUCACUUGACUCCUAUUACAAAAAAGCAGGUCUGAAGGGAUUAUUUGUGGAAGGCCUAUGUAUUUUAUGUUUGGACUUUGUCCUUUUCUGGAAAGGCAGGACUCUUACUUUUGGUAGAAGGCCAAACCACAAAACCAACCUGUUGAAGACUAUCUCUAGAAGAACAGACUUGAGGCACAGUGGGGAAACUGAGAUACAACUGUACUGGAGGUAUUGGAGUGGGCCUGGAUGGAUUCUUAGCAUUGGACCAAACCUAGCCCUUGGAGGUUCAUUUGUGUCUGACACUGAAGUCCAUGGAACUUGCCCUCAAAUGCUGUCUGUCUUCUCAGCACUCUUGCUGCUGAGACACUUAGUGCUGACACCUCUGAGGCUAGAAAAGCUGGAACCUUCCCAUUCCGUAUUGCUGGAAUUCUUGGCAAUGGAAUUUACGCCAUCUAUAACUGUUCACAUGACAAGUAAAGGAGAAUUCCCAAAAUAACUUUCCCGUGAACCUGUAAUAGGUGAGUGAACACUUUCCAGUUGCUUCAUGGCUGAAAUAUUUAAGGUAAUAAAUCCCCCAGUCAGUAUGGAAUGCAAAUCUGUACUCUUUAAAUAACUGGAAUAUUCUGAGUGCUAAAGAAACAUGAGCUACAAAGGUAGACUAACAAUAGAUUCACCAAAGGAGGAUAAACAUUGGAUCUGUUGUUAUAGAGCAAAAACCACAUGUGAACCUGUGUUGAAGGUAAUCUUGUUAAUUAUUAAUUCUUUAGAGGAAUUGUUCCAAAUAGUUGACUUAUGCCAGAAAAUGCUGACAUAUUCAGUGACGCCUUUUGGUUUUGUUUGACCACUUGAGUACUGCUUGGUUUACCUAGGGCUGCUUCAAUAUGAGCACUUGAUUUUCCCCCUGCCUUCUCCCCUCCUCAAAUUCGUUUUGUUCAUGUAUCUGUAUUGACGGUCUUUCCUCUGGACAGAUGCUCCCAUUUUUUCUCUUCCCUGAUUAUUGGGCUUGCACACUGUUCCCCUGCAUUUAUUAUAUAGCCCUUGCUGAAGAAAUCAUAAAAUUUAGCAAUUAAUAGCCUUAGCAAUACAAAAAGCCUCAUUCCUGGCUUUCAUGCUAAUAAUGAACACUCAUAAGAAAGAUCUUUUUACACAGUCUUCAAAUGCUUGACUAUAACAUACUGAUAUAUUAGUUACUGCAUUCUGUAUUUUAAGGGUUGAAAAAGUUUCAUUAACCUCUUUAUUCCUCAUUUCACUGAGAUUGGAUGUGCCUCUGUAAUGUCCCUAUAGGAACACUACUCUGAUAUUCAUCUGAUUAAACAGUAGGCCAAGCUAUUCUUUGCUCAUUGUGAGCCUAUUGUGGACACGAAUCCUUAUUCUGGCUCCUAAUGUAAAAACAUACAGUGCACAGGUAAAUAGAGGAUAUUGCCUAGCACAGAGAGAUGCUAAUAAGUAGAGCUAGAGAAAUAUAGCAAAAUUGGUUACUCAUAAACAUUUUGCUUGGAUUUUUUAUGAUCAUGAUUAGACCUGGGUGAUUUUUUAUUAUUAUUAUUUUAUUGUUUUAUUUUUUAGUGAAUAGGUUAUUAGUUGAAAAAUGCAGUUUGGGGCUGAUCAAAGAUAUUUGGAUAUUCUGAUCAAACUUGGCUAAUGAUUUUGGCUGGGAAAAUUUUUUGGAGGAAGGAAGGAUUUCCAAAUGAAGCUUUUUUUUUUUUUUAAUACAAAAUGGUUGACUUUUUUUCAUUUUGAAGCAAUAUUUCAUUUAGAAAUUAGCUAGAUUUAACUAAAACCACCAAAAGGGUAUUUAAAAAUAAAACCCAAAUAAAAUGUUUUGAUCAAACAGCUUUUCAUUUGACCCAAAAGAAUAAAACUAUCUCAGCAAACAUAAGAAAUAUGUCUAUAAAAUAUGUCAAGCAGAUUUGUGUCUGCCUCCCCACCCAGAGCCAUGGCCCUGGCUCCCAGGGAGGCAUGGACUGGGGUAAAGGGGUAGGACCGUGAGAAGUUUGGGGACCACUGCUCUAUAUUUUAAUUUUCUCAUCUAAACCACAGGCUAUUGGACAAGCCUUCUUUGAUGUUUGAUAUUGAUUAAGUGAAAUCUGUAUCCUAAGAGUCAUGCCUUGUUGCGCUUCUUAAAUAAACUCCUUUCAAGAAGACUAAUAAUUAAAUUGCCUUGGCUGUAAUAAAAAAAAAAUCCUGCUCUCCCUUUUUGAUAUAAAAUUUGGCUGUAUGAAGCCCUCAGGCUAUUGUCUUUUAAUCUAGCUUGCUCGUAAGUAUUUGUAAAGAAGUCUCAUUGUAAAAUGACUUUCUGACUGUGUUAGCUUGGCUUUGAAUUCAGAAUGGAUUUACUAAAUUAUUUAUGGACUGAAUAAAGGUUUGUUACAACAGA